AAUACCUUUUUCUCAGUGGGUAAUACCUUUUUCUCAUAGAGUAAAUUGUUGACAUGGCUGGAAAAAAGAAAGAAGUAAGCUUACAGAUGUCUGUCACAAACCAAGAGGCAUGGGAGGAGAUGCUGGCAACUAAAGGGUUAACAGUGGUAGAUGUGUACCAGCAGUGGUGUGGUCCAUGUCGUGCCGUUGUUAGCCUCCUGAGGAAGAUAAAAAAUGAACUGGGAGAUGACCUGUUACACUUUGCCACGGCUGAAGCUGACAGUAUUGAUGCUCUAGAAAGGUACAGAGGAAGAUGUGAGCCCACAUUCCUGUUCUUUGCGGGAGGUGAGAUGGUGUCAGUAUUGAGGGGGGCCAAUGCUCCUCUCCUUCAGAGGAUGGUAUUGGAGGAGCUGGCCAGGGAGAAGAUCAUCCUUGAGCAGGGAGGGGAGAGACGCGUAGUAAAAGACGAAGGGUUGUUAGAUGAUGAAGAAGAGGAGGAAGUAAUUGAGCAGGACCAAAGUGAUGAAGAUAUCAUUGUUCCAGCCAAUAAAUCAUACACGGUGGCCAUCAUUAAACCAGAUGCUGUGGCUCAUGGUAAAGUUAGUGAGAUUAUCAUGAAGAUUCAGGAUGCAGGGUUUGAGAUCCUAGCCCAUGAGGAGCGAACACUCACCAAGUCUGAAGCACAAGAUUUCUACAACCACAAAGCAGGAGAGACCUGUUUUGAGGAUCUGGUCCAGUUCAUGUCUAGUGGUCCCUCCCAUGUCCUGGUGAUCUCACAGCAGGAGGGGUCAGGCAACGUGGUACCAGCAUGGAGGGAGUUCAUUGGCCCAGCAGACAUAGAGGAGGCCAGGAGGGAAAAACCUGAGAGCUUACGUGCCCAGUAUGGAAGUGAAACUCUACUCAAUGCGCUCCAUGGCAGUGAUGACAGCCAGCAGGCUAGCAGGGAGCUGGCCUUCUUCUUCCCCAGCUUUAGGACCUCGUCCCAGGCAGAGCUGCAUGAAAAGGAAGGGCAUGUGGAGAGGACACUGGCUCUUAUCCGCCCUGAUCUCGCCAGGGAGCAGAGAGAUGAGAUCCUGUGUCGUAUACAUGAGGCUGGCUUCACCAUAGCCAUGCAGAGAGAAGUGAUGCUGUCAGAAGACCAGGUCAGACAGUUCUACAAACAACAUGUUGAUCAGGACUACUUCCCAGCUUUACUACACAGCAUGACCAGUGGCCCGGUGUUAGCGCUGGCCCUGGCCAGAACAGGAGCAGUGGACCACUGGAGGAACCUCCUGGGACCUAAAGACAUCACCAGAGCCAGAGAGGAGCAUCCUGACUGUCUGCGGGCACAGUUCACCGUGGCCAAGGAGGAGAGGGAGGAGGACGGAGAACCCUGGAGACAGAUGAACCAGCUCCACGGUAGUGCCAACAGGGAGGAGGCGGAGGAGGAGAUCAACUUUUUCUUCCCGAAACAGCAGACUCUGGCCAUCAUUAAGCCAGAUGCUAUGGAAGAACAUAGAGAGGAGAUCCUGGGUGAAAUCCGUGCCGGGGGUUUCUCCAUCACUCAGCUGAAGGAGAUGGUGUUGUCUAGAGACCUGGCUGAGGAGUUCUACAGCCAACACAGAGACAAGCCGUUCUACAGCCAGCUGGUGGACUUCAUGUGCCGAGGUCCUUGUAUGAUGCUGGUGCUGACUAAGGAGAAUGCUGUAGAGGAGUGGAGGUCCAUGAUGGGUCCCACCGACCCAAAACUGGCCCAGAAGACAGCCCCAGGGUCUCUGAGGGCCCGCUUUGCCUCGGACAUCCUCCACAGCGCCCUCCAUGGCUCCUCCAGUCAGCAGCACGCCCAGGAGAACAUACGGUUCCUGUUUGGUGACAUCACAUCAGAAGGAGACCUGACCAGUGACGGGGCACAUGACCCCCCAGCGUCAGGAAAACAGCAAAACAGUUUUGAAGAUCUGAAGGUUACUGAGAUGACAGACAACAGUGAUGAAAGAAAUCCAGAAGAUUCCGAAAUAAAUCUACAAGAUUCCAAAAUAAAUCUAGAAGAUUCCGUAAGAACUCCAGAUGAUUCCAAGAGCCCAGGAGUUGUUGAGCAGGCCACACCCACUUCAGAGAAGGGGGCCAUGGCAGACACACCUAGUGUCACAAGCACACCAGGGGAAGGAGAUCUGACACCAGUUUCCAACCUUGUUAUUCCCCAGACAACAGAAACUAUAGACCUUCAACAUCAAAGUUAAUGAACUGACCUUUUGCUUGCAACACUGACACUUGACAAGAGCUGCAGUAUGUUGUUACUGCAUUUGAAUGCCUUUU
This is a messenger RNA of Esox lucius (northern pike), 2271 nucleotides long. It is a transcript of the gene nme9, whose product is annotated as NME/NM23 family member 9. The transcript has 17 exons. Lineage: Eukaryota; Metazoa; Chordata; Actinopteri; Esociformes; Esocidae. The record is from RefSeq and is a predicted model, not a curated record. The coding region runs from base 54 to 2195 and encodes 713 amino acids. Gene Ontology annotation, biological process: GTP biosynthetic process; UTP biosynthetic process; CTP biosynthetic process. Gene Ontology annotation, molecular function: nucleoside diphosphate kinase activity.